Molecule: messenger RNA, 3032 nt
Organism: Fonticula alba
Lineage: Eukaryota; Rotosphaerida; Fonticulaceae
Exons: 7
Coding region: 86-2947 (953 amino acids)
Biological process (GO): cleavage in ITS2 between 5.8S rRNA and LSU-rRNA of tricistronic rRNA transcript (SSU-rRNA, 5.8S rRNA, LSU-rRNA)
Cellular component (GO): nucleus
Molecular function (GO): polynucleotide 5'-hydroxyl-kinase activity
Source: RefSeq, a predicted model, not a curated record
CCCUGUCUCUCGUUCUCUUUGUGUGUUGAAUUUUCCCCCUCCUUUGGUCUCCCUCCCCCCUACCCGCCCUCAGGAAGACGCGCAGAUGACGCGACCGCGGUCGCUCUCAAGCGCCGGCCGGCCGAUGCCGACCAAGCACCCGCGCCUGGGGCCCGCCGCUUCGGCACCUCCGGCCCCAAGCCCGGCCGUCCCCAGUCGAGAGACCCUGCGGCAUCUCCCGCUGCCGGUGACAGUAUCCGUCGUGCCGGGCCCCUUCCGGCCGACGGCCGCCAACUCCUGGACCAGCCCAUGCGGGCGGUUCAGCAUCAUCGGCAUGCGUGCCAUGGAGACUCUCUCCUUUCUCGGGGCUGCCCGCGUGCGCGUCAUCCACGGCCAGGUCGAGUGUCAGGGAGCCGUGCUGGAUCGAACGCAUGCAGCUGGACCGCGGCUGCCUAGCCUGCCACCUCUGGCAUCGCCACUGGCUGCCACGGACGCCACGCACCUCGGUGUGGGGGUCUACUCGCCGGCGUCGCAUGCGCUGGCCUCGCUGCAGGCGCUCCCCUGUCCGGCCACCGUGGGGGACGCCGUGCGACUGAAGCUCCUGCCCACCCCCGGGCCCGGGUCCUUUGUCUCGGGCCCCGACGGUGCCGGGGCGCCGACCUCCCUGCGGUAUGUUCCCCCGGCCGGGGUGAGCCUGACUCGCGUCCGAACCGGACUCCUGCGCCAGCUCCUGCAAGAGUCGCUCGAUGCCUUCCCCGGGGAAUUGGCCGCCUCCUUGGAAACCAUGGGCCCGGCCUUCGGGGUGGAUCCUGGCGAGGUGCAGGCCACAGUGCAGGCCAUCGUCGAGCGAGUGCGCAGCUUCGACGCCUGGGACAGCCUGGUGCUCCUGUCGGUGGCUGACCUGGCCCCGUUCGCCUGCCUCCAGGCCAUCCAGGGCCUGCAGAACCUCUUCGGCACGGCCCCCGGCUCCGGAGCCCCCGGCGACUCGAGCCCGGGCGACUGGCCGGCGGGCGGGCCUUUCCCGGCCAGCCCGUCCUGGGGAGUGGGCCCUGGCCCCGCAGCGGGCGUGGACCCCUCCCUGCUGCUGGGCGGGGUGAACUUCACCCCGGAAUACCUCCUUCAGAAUAUGGGCCCCGAGUUGGGGGAUGACCGAGUAGCCGGCUCGGCUGGCGGCAGCCCGCCGGGGUUCCUGCAUGGCGGCUCGUCCUCGGGCCCCGGGGCCUCGAGCAUGGCCUCGGGAUCGCCCUCAUCCGAGGGUCUGAACGACUGGUCGGCUGGCGAAUCUGGCGUCGGUGGCCCGGCUCCCGGGUUUCUGGUGGCCCGCUUCGACGACUGGCAAAGCGCCCUGGACACGGUGGCCGACGAGCUGUGCCAAUACCGGCAUGCCAUUUGGCAUGCGCACGCGACCGAACUGGCCCGGGCUCGUGGUCCUGCCGACUUCCGACACUUCCCCGGGCCCCAGGGCGUGGAUGGCGAUGCUGCCGCUGAUGCCGCUGCCACCUGGCCGCCCUUCGAGACCUUUGCCCCGAUGGCCUGGCAAAUCACCGAGCAUAUCGGCCUGCCGCCGGUGUACCUGUUUGCCGGGCCGAAGAACACCGGCAAGAGCACCCUCGGCCGGUGGCUGACCAACCGCCUGCUUUCACUGGGCCACCCAGUGGCCGUGCUGGACACUGACGUCGGCCAGCCGGAGUACACGGCCCCGGGACUCAUCUCGCUGACCGUGCCGCGGUCCUUCUCCCUUGGGCCGCCCUUCACGCACCUGACGGAGCCAGAGUUCUCCUGCUUUUACGGGGCCCUGUCGCCCAACAGCGACCCGGAGGGCUUCCUGGCGGCAUGCACGCGCGCGGUGGCGCACUAUAACGAGCACCUGGCCCCGUUGGGCGUGCCGCUGGUGGUGAACACCUGUGGCUGGGUCCGCGGCACCGGGCUGGACCUGCUGUCGGGGCUGGUGGCCAUGCUGAAUCCCACACGGGUAUAUGCCAUGGGCACGCCAGGGCGGCUGACACGGCGCGACCUGCCGGCGGACUUUGGUCGGAAUGGCUUCGCCGGCGGCGCCAUUGCCCCGGAGAUUGCCUGGCUGACGCCCAAUGACGCGGCCCUCGUGGCACAGGGGGGCCGGCUGACGCCGCGCGAGCAGGCAGCCAUGCUGAAGCACGGCCCGAACGACCACCGGGCCAUGACCCUCAUGACCUACCUGUAUGCGGGGAAUCUGCUGGCCUCCAGCGGCGCCCCGGCUGGCUGGCCGGCCACCGAACGCCGAAGCUUCCUGCCUCUUGCGCGAGCGCCCGGCGCUCGGGAUGCCUGUGCCCGGCCGUUGGUGCUCCGGACACCGCGCUCCGCCGGGUGGGAGGCCGUAUGUGUGUCCCUGGAGGGCCCGGCCGACGAGCUGUUGGCCCGGCUCGGGAGUGACGCCCCGGGAAUCGAGGCCGCCACAUGUGGCGAGCUCCUGCGUGCCCUGAAUGUCCAACUGGUGGGCUUGGUGGCGUCUGCGGCCGCCAGCGGGGUCCUGGAGGCCGGGCGCCCGGCCACCAUCAUCGCCGCCGAGGCCCCCCCCGGUCGGUCCCUGGAUGCGCCCUUCUUCGUGCGUGGCGCACAAGGUCCCUCGCUGGAUGGCGAGUGCUUGGGUCUUGCCCUGGUCCGCGCGGUCAACCCCACCCAGCGAGACUUCCAGCUUGUCACCACCGAGCCGAUCUGGCGCCUGCAGGGGGGCCCGGUCCCGGGACGCAUCGCCGGACGCGGGUCCUGCCAAGUGGGCGGCACUCCGCGCCCCUCGGCCAAUGUCCUGGCCUGGCGCCCGCAGGGCGGGCUGGACCUCCCGGUGGCUGCUCUCUCGCAUGGCUCUUCCCUUGUCGGGGCCCCGCUCUACGCCACAUCGAUCUUUGCCGACUCCCUGGCCCUGGGCGGCGCCAACCGCCGGGCGCGGCACAACCUCCAACGCCGGUCCAAUGUCCCCGGCGGCGGGCGCUAGAAGGACCCGUGCCCCCUGCCCCCUGUCUCUUGUGCCCCCCCCCCCCUCCCAUCACGCGCAGCCGCGCAAUACAAAUACAAAGGCA